UCUUUGGGUCUAGCUUUCGAAGCAGAGUACCUGGAUUGUCCUGAAGCCUCCAGUCAUCUGCCUACCUGCCAGGGCCUUUCUGGGGGCAGCCAUGAAAUCCUUCAUCCUGCUCCUUUGCCUUGCUCAGUUCUGGGGCUGCCGGUCGGCCCCACAUGGUCCAGGGCUGGGUUAUAAAGAACCAGAUUGCGAUGACCCAGAAACAGAGCAAGCAGCCCUGGCGGCUGUGAACCACAUCAAUCAACACCUUCUUCAUGGAUACAAGCAAAUUUUGAACCAGAUUGACAAAGUGAAGGUUUGGCCUAGGCGGCCCUUCGGAGAGGUGUAUGAACUUGAAAUAGACACGUUAGAGACCACCUGUCAUGCCCUGGACCCCACCCCCUUGGCAAACUGCUCUGUGAGGGAGGUGACCCAACAUGCUGUGGAAGGAGACUGUAACAUCCAUGUGCUGAAACAGAACGGCCAGUUUUCCGUAUUGUUUGCAAAAUGUGAUUCCACCCCAGACUCCGCCGAGGACGUGCGCAGGCUGUGUCCGGACUGCCCCCUGCUGAUCCUGCUAACCGACCCCAGGGUAGUGCACGCUGCAGAAGCCGCUCUGGCCGCCUUCAACGCGCAGAACAGCGGCCCCUAUUACCAGCUACUGGAAAUUUCCCGCGCUCAACUUGUGCCUCUCCCAGUUUCUAUCUACGUGGAGUUUGCAGUGGCUGCCACUGACUGUGUUGCAAAAGAAGUCACAGAUCCAGCCAAUUGCAGUCUGCUGGCAGAAAAGCAAUAUGGCUUUUGUAAGGCGAACGUCUAUGAGAAGGUUGGUGGAGACCAGGUUUCAGUGACCUGCACAGUGUUCCAGCCUCAGCCUGUGGUCAUGCAACCCCUACCAGAUGGUGCCAAUGCAGCAAACCCUGCAGCUGUCGUGGAACAAGCUACACCAGCAUCUCUUCCAGCUGGCCCGCCUGCAGCAUCCCUGGUGGUUGGACCUAUGGUGGUGUCGGCCCCCAGAGGACCCCCGUUGCACCGGGUACACUACGACCUGCGCUAUGCCUUCUCAGGUGUGGCCUCAGUGGAGUCAGCCUCAGGAGAAGCAUUCCAACCGGCGAAACCACCCAAGGUGACACAACCUGGUGUUGCUGGUGCAGUUGGUCCUGCGGUCCGCCCGUGCCCAGGCAGGAUCAGACACUUCAAGAUCUAGGCCAGACACUGCAGAAAUGGGAAGGUUUGACACAGAGAACUUAGCCACCAUUUUGUCCAAGUCUGGCGUGGGUGGGCCUUUUCUGGUAUCAAAGCAAGUGCCACAUGAGUUUAGAUCAACAUCAAGUCUUAAAUUCCAACCUGUCUUCAUUCCUCAGAGGAUUGAAGCAGAGAGGGUGAUGGUUAUGUCUGAUGGGAGACAUAGGCUGACAACUUGAUGGUCAUUGUCUUAAUGAUAAACCACUACCAUUAAGUUCUCUGCCUUCUGGUUGACCUCAUAAAAACGUCAGAACUGUGACUUUGAAAGGUGCUCUUGCCAAACUUGUAUCUGACUAUUAAUAAAAGUCCCUGAAGGACCUUCCUUAAUAGAGAAGGUUCUAAGCUGAAAUAUGGUUAUGAUUAUUGUCUACUUCAUCCCAGGUCUGCUCAUGUGUGUGACCUGUUAUCCCAAGAACCACACAAGUGUCCCUCACCAAAAUCUACUUGAAAACAGAAACAGAAAACGACAAAUAUCUUGGUGCCAAAUACAGGGAAAAGUGAGUCUAGGAUCUGCUCAUAACCCUAGGAUAUGACCAUUUUCUUAUGAGAAAACAAUUCCUUUUAUUCAAAGAGACAAUCUUGCUAAAGGAAGCCAAGUGCCUGAACUUUGUACAGAUAAAUCAAUCACUGGUUUUCUCCAAUGCUCAGGUAAGAAGGUAUUGGUAAUUAGUAUAGGAAUAGCAUGGGAAUCUCAUUUUAAUUAGAUUUGCUCAUUAUUUAUGUUUAAAAUAUCUGCUUAGUAAACACUCAUUGUAUGAUGCAGGAUGGAGCUUUCUAGCCAAUCUAUUUUAAGGACCCAAAUUAAAGCUCUGGUUUAUGGUAUAUUUAGAUAAGAGAUACCUGGGAAAGUGAAUCAGCAGAUAUCUGUAGAAAUUGCCUAAGUGCUCAAUGGCAUGAGAGAAUAAAUAAUCCCCAUUAUAGAAUGGUGCCUACACAAUUUCAAUUUUUGUCCAUCAGCAUUAAGUUUUUCUGAUCUACCUCCGUGAUGGGCCCUUCCAGAUAGAAUUUUAAAGGGUGAGACCAGCAGCCAAAUGAGUGGCUACACUGAACCAGGGAGACUGAAUUAGGUGUUACCACACUUUGUCACUCUUGCCUAUAAGUUUUGCCAACAGUCCAGUGCUCAGGAGGAAUGUCCAAGAAGGUAAGAAAACCCUUGGGUAUCACAGCAGUGGAGGAAGGUAUGAAUAGCUGUGCUGAAAGUUGCAGAAAGAUCAAUGAAAAUGAAAACUGAGAAGAGCCAUUGUUUUGGUUGAUUGACUUGUAAAUCAUGGCAACGACAGCCAGGAGGGAGAGUGCACCAGGAAGGGCAACCUUGUUGAAGAAGUGAAUGAAAGGCAAAUUUCAAGCAGAAUGACUGGGAAGGGAAGUGAUCUAUAAUCUAAAAUGAUAAGUAAAUGGAAGAAGGAUUUCUUUUUCAGGAAGAAUUUUGAAUGCAUUUAGGGAGAAAGGAAGAUGUGGAAGAAGAACAGAGAUGAUAGACUAGAGGAGGUAUCUAGUGGAGAUGUCAGUCCUUCCUUGAAAUAACUUGCAAGAGGAUCCUGGGAAGGCACCUUUCACCCAGGACUGCAGGAGAUUCAUCUGCUUCCCAUGCUUGCUACACACAGGUGUGGCUUAGAGGAAGCACGUGGAGUACUGGUCAGAGUGUUUCCUAAGGCAGAAGCAGAAACAAAUCAAAACUAGCUUAAAUAAAAAAGCGUGUGUUAUUUAUUACCUUGUGUACUGAAAAUUCAAAUGGAUGAGUCUUACCUAAGGCACAGUUGAAUUUAGGAGUUCAAGAGACAUCAGGUCGCACUCCACCUCUCAGAAAGGCUUGCCUCUGCUUGCCUUCAUUCUUCCCAGGAUGGUCACUAGCAGCCUCAUGCUGACAUAGCUUUAGUGCCCAAGCCAGAAGGAAGAGAGAAAAACCAGCCAAGACAGCCACGGGCAGGAGUAUUCUGGGCUAAGAUAAUAGCAGGCACAAAGGCCCUGUAGCAGAUAAUGAGUUGACGAGGUCAAGGAUGAGAAAGAAAGUCAUACUGAAGUAAGAGGAGGAGGGGAGUUACAAAAGAGGGGCUGGGGAAGUAGACAUGGGUCAGAUCAUUAAUGGCCCUGAGGUCCCCAGGAGGAAUUGGGAUGCUACUUGCAUUGAGAAAUCACUCAAUUUUAAGCAGGGCAGUGACAUGGUCUGAUUUACAUUAAAAUAUCACUCAGGUUCUAUGCUUCUCGACCUGGGGAUGGGAUGAGGUGGGAUGGAGUAGAAACACCAUGCCCCUGGAGAGACAUUUGGAAGUGAGUGGGGGCAUUUGCUUGGAACCCUACUGAGAUUUAGAGGACAGAGGUCAGGGAUGGCAAACAUUCCAAAAUGAACAAGGCAUUUCUAACAAACUCGCAACAACAAACUAUGAUUAAUUAGUAUUUAGUGAUUUAUCAAGUUCCAACAGCAUCUGUGUAGUUGUAUGGAAAGUGUUUGUAGCUGGGCAGGAGUGGCCACAGGGAAGGAAGUCACUAAUAGAGCAAAUUUUGUUCAAAUUUUGGUCUUAGGCAGCGGGCGGCAGAUAUGAUAAAAAAAGGAUGUGAUUUGGAGGUGGCACUCCCAGGGCCUACCAAAGGAUAUGAUAUAGACAUGAGAAAGAGACAUGAAAAAUGACAGCUCCAGCAUUUGUGGCUUUGCUAACUGGGAGGAUGGAACCAUUUUCUAGGCAGGGAACACUGGUACAUUUCCUUUGACUUACCUUAACUUUGCUCUACUCUGUCUUAAAAUUUGAGCAGUUGAUUUUUCUGUCUGCCUAACCCAUGCAGUUACCCUGUACCCCUCAAGGAAGCAGUGAAGUUGGACAGACCUGCAAACCUGGGCUGAGCUGUUGUGCCUUUCUCCUCUUUCUGCCCUCAUUGCACAACCAGGUGUAUACAGCAGGCUGGCAUAGAGAUAUUAGGAGGAUUAAAUGAGAUGCUACAAAUUACACGCAUGGAAAUAUCCUGACACAUUCUAGGUUCUCAGGAAGUGCCCUCCCUCACCACUGUCUCUUCCUGUGCUCACAUAUGGUGGCUUCAGAAGAUUAUAUUUUUGACCUCUUAAAUCUAUACUCUUCAUUUCACAAGUUCAUCCCCUCUUGUGAUUUAAACUGACUGUAUUGCACAGACCACUUCCAAUUUCAUGGCUCCAGGUUAGACCUCUUUCUUGAAUUCCAGCAUUGUAUUUCCAAAUCUCCAGAAUUUCCUCGUCUGAAUUUACCAAGUGUAGUUUCCUGUGUGGUUUAUUUUCUCUAAAUGAUGCAUAGCUGAAGACUUAGCAUUAUCAAAAAUGUAAUUAUUUUAGGAUAAUCAUAAUCACAAGCAUAAAGUAUGGAAGGUGAGUGGUGAAGCUCUUAAAUCUAUGACCCUUACAACACAUUUUUGGUUUUUUUUUGCUUUAAGGUUGCUUGGUAUUUUCAUAAUGUCAUCAAAUAGUUUCAAAUUUUGUAUAUCAGAUGAGACUAAUGCUAUUCUAAUAUCUCACUAUUUAAAAUGUGUAUGGUUCAAAAUCUCAUACAAUAUAACUCUCUUUACGUCCAAA
Sciurus carolinensis (gray squirrel) is the source of this 4753-nucleotide messenger RNA. RefSeq names its product alpha 2-HS glycoprotein (gene Ahsg). The transcript is spliced from 7 exons. Gene Ontology annotation, biological process: negative regulation of endopeptidase activity. Gene Ontology annotation, molecular function: cysteine-type endopeptidase inhibitor activity. The record is from RefSeq and is a predicted model, not a curated record. Bases 92 to 1183 code for a protein of 363 amino acids. NCBI's taxonomy places the organism in Eukaryota, Metazoa, Chordata, Mammalia, Rodentia, Sciuridae. Gene Ontology annotation, cellular component: extracellular matrix; extracellular region; blood microparticle.